Messenger RNA from Caenorhabditis remanei, 1047 nucleotides. RefSeq lists its product as uncharacterized. NCBI's taxonomy places the organism in Eukaryota, Metazoa, Nematoda, Chromadorea, Rhabditida, Rhabditidae. Gene Ontology annotation, biological process: innate immune response. The transcript has 8 exons. Bases 1 to 1047 code for a protein of 348 amino acids. The record is from RefSeq and is a predicted model, not a curated record.
AUGAAUUUGCGUGAUUUUAUCGUUCAGGUCAAAGCUCCUCCACUCAUUGCGUCUGACAGAGCUGUGGACACACGUUGGCAAAUAUCGGGUGCUCAAUUUGAACCAGGUUCCCCGGGAUCAUGUCUUCCUCAUCAGAACAACACUGUCUUAUACGCGUAUUCCACUGAAAUUGACAAUAUCCCGUUUGUGAAUGGUGCCAAUAGAAUGAUCAAUUUUGCUCGUUUGUAUGGAACAAUGGCAAAUGUUCGAUUAGAUACAAAACAGGAGGAGGAGAUUGAGUAUCACACGGAUAAAAAAAGUUUGAGUGAUUCUAUAUUUUCCCAUCAACCGGAUCCAUCACUUGGUUAUGGAGACACUACGACUGGAAGUAACUUGUACAAUGUUUUGAAGAAGUUUCUCACCAAUAAGAAUGCUUCGAUAUGCGGAGCCCAAGUGUUUCUAUUAUUGAAACGAUAUCCAGAUGAGUCAGAUGUAUCAGACAUCAUUUCCCAACUUCGAGCAAAUCGUGUCAUUGUCUACAUUGCUGUGGACAGUAUCCCAUCAGGAGGUUCCAACUCUGCAACACUGUACGAAAUGUCGUAUCAAACCAAUGGAUACUGUAUGUUUGCCACCGACUCGGAUCUCACUAAUGGUUUUUACUUCAUGACCGCCAUACUUGCUGAUCCUUACCAAUUCAUUGCUCAAAAUUUUGUGGUUUCUGGAUCUGGUCGAAUCGAAGUACCGGCUUUCAAAAGUCCAACUCCAGUGGGUGAUGAAGAACUUUGUUCAUUUGCAAUAACUGUUCAGAACCGCACACUCGACAGUUCAUUCGUCUCAAUGAACUAUACAAUUGGAAGUACUGAUGGAUCUUUUGUUUAUGCAUUUCCGGGUAACCAAUCACUUCCUCUCUAUGGAAAUGCACAAACUGAUGGGGUUUAUUGCAACGGAUCCCUCUCUUACAAAUGGACAAUUGACUACCAUUAUAACACGGAUGCACCACAAAUCAUUCAAUUGAGAAUGUACAGUGAAUACUAUCACGACUUCCUUCCACUGCCAGAUUUCAAAUGA